Messenger RNA from Microtus ochrogaster (prairie vole), 2172 nucleotides. Its product is annotated as H-2 class I histocompatibility antigen, Q10 alpha chain-like. Gene Ontology annotation, molecular function: peptide antigen binding; signaling receptor binding. The record is from RefSeq and is a predicted model, not a curated record. Gene Ontology annotation, cellular component: external side of plasma membrane. Gene Ontology annotation, biological process: positive regulation of T cell mediated cytotoxicity; immune response; antigen processing and presentation of endogenous peptide antigen via MHC class I via ER pathway, TAP-independent. Lineage: Eukaryota; Metazoa; Chordata; Mammalia; Rodentia; Cricetidae.
CUUGAUUUUCUCCAAAUCCAGAGAAUGAAGACUUCAUUAGUACGCACUCUCCACCUGCUGUUAGGGGCUUCCCUUGCCCUGACCCAGACCUUUGACGGUUCCCACUCCUUGCGAUACUUCGACAUCGCAAUAUCAAGACCUGGCCUAGAGGAAGCCCUCUACAUGACUGUUGGCUAUGUGGACGACACAGAGUUCGUGCACUUCAAUGGUGGCGCAGUGAAUCCAAGGUUUGAGCCCCGGGUGCCCUGGAUGGACCAAGUGGGACAGGAGUACUGGGAUCACCAGACACGCAUUGGCAAAGGCGCAAAACAGCAGAUUCAAGAGUACUUUCAGAACCUCCAAAGCUACUACAACCAGAGUCAGAACAGUUCUCACACCAUCCAAAGGAUGACUGGCUGCUACAUUGGACCGAACGGCCACCUACUUCAUGCAUACCGUCAGUUUGGCUAUGAUGGGCAAGAUUACCUCACUCUGAAUGAAGAUCUGAGCACCUGGACGGCAACAGACAUGGCAGCUGAGAUCACCAAGAGAAACUGGGAGACAACUAAUGAGGCUGAGUUCUGGAGGGUCUACUUGCAGGGAACUUGUGUGGCCUCGCUCCUUAAAUACCUGGAGAUGGGAAAUAAGACUCUACUGCGCACAGAUCCCCCCAGGGCACAUGUGACUCAUCACCCCAGACCUGAAGGAGACAUCACCCUGAGGUGCUGGGCCUGGAGCUUCUACCCUGCUGAGAUCUUCCUGACCUGGCAGAGGGAUGGGGAGGAACAGACUCAAGAAAUGGAGUUUGUGGAGACCAGGCCUUCAGGGGAUGGAACCUUCCAGAAGUGGGCAUCUCUGGUGGUGCCUUCUGGGGAGGAGCACAGAUACACAUGCCAUGUGCACCAUGAAGGGCUGCCUGAGCCCCUCACCCUGAGAUGGAGCAGGACUCCCCAAUCUUUCUUCCACAUCGUUGUAGCUGCUGUUGGUUUGCUUUUCCUGGGAGCUUCAUUGGCUGCUGUGGUAAUGUGGAGGAAGAGCUCAGGUGGAAGAAGCCACAGAUAUGCUCAUGCCAGUAAUAACGAUGGGGGGGAAGUGCAGGGAGGAGCUGAGCCAGAUGAUAAUCCCUCCUUUAGCCCCAUCUCCUGUGGACUCUAACCAGGUCUUGUUUUAUUCUGUCUCAGUACAAGAUCACACCGUAUGUGGAUACAGAUCCAGAGAGGUUUUGUUUGGAUCUCUUAUUCUCCAUGUGGUGGUUUUAAGAACUCCUGACUUCUCCUUCUGUAAGUGGCAUCUGAUUGUGUCCAAGUACCAGUCUACUGUCAGUUCUGAGGGAGAAAGUAAGGACCUCAGCCCAGCCCUGAGCACCAAACCCCAUUCCAACAGAAUGUGUCACCCAUCCUGUUCCAGCAAAUGCAGGCGUGGAAAGUCUCCAACCCCUGCUGAGCUUUUGCUUUCCCUGAUUGCAGCUUCUUGCUUCCUUAUGGAAAACAGAUGUUGGCAGGCAUGGUGGUACUCCCCUGUAAUCUCAGCACUCAGAAAGCAGAUGCGGCCAGGUGUUUGUGUGUCUGAGAGCACCUUAGUCUAUAUAUAGCAAGUUCUGGGCCCACCGAGGCUACAUGGUGAGACCUUGUUAAAAAAUAAGAACCGUAGGUGUAGGAUUUCUUUUUAACUUGUAGAUGUAAGGUGUGUAUUGGAGGGAGUUCAAUAAAAGGGCAAUGUCAUUAAAAGUGUCACAAAACUUGACAAGAAAUAAAAUUUUGUGUUUGAUGUGCUGAGUAGGGCUAUGGAACGUGACUGGGCUUGGUCACGGCUCUGCCUUCUGUGGAUUUGGAUGUAGUCAUCCUCAACCAGGUCAUCUCACCUCCUCUGUCCCUGACCUUCAGUGUAAUGUUCUUCCACCAAGACCUGCAAUCUUAUGAAUUCAGAAAUACCUGGGCCUUGCAGAAACAGCUCAGUCUGCUCUGGCCUAAAUUUGGCCCUCAGCCUCCAUCAUUGUGUUCUCACUUUUUAUUUGUGUGCACGAUGCCUCUUUAAAUCUCUUUCUCCUCUGCAUGUCUUCAUCUCUGACAUUAAUGCAGUGUUUUGUCUAUCAUUGUCCCCAAAAGACCCUGGGAAUCUCCUAAAAGCAGGUGGAAGUGCGUUUUCAGGAUUUGUAACUCUUUCCUUCCUAUGGCAUUGUUUCAUGGAUUGAAU